Molecule: messenger RNA, 7341 nt
Organism: Leptosomus discolor (cuckoo roller)
Lineage: Eukaryota; Metazoa; Chordata; Aves; Leptosomiformes; Leptosomidae
Source: RefSeq, a predicted model, not a curated record
AUGAAGAAGCAAUGUGAUCAAAAGCUGCUCAUUCGAAUGAAAACUGAAUGUGUACCUUGCUCGUUAAACCUUGAAACCCAGUGCCCUGCUGGUUACACCAAGAUUACCAAUGGGACUGGGAUACCGGACUGCAGGUAUUAUCUAGAAAUUAAAACACACACACUUUCUUUCCCUGGAUGUCGGCAUCAUUGUAUGAAGGAAUUUGAACAACCUGAGUGUUGCCAGGGACACUGGGGCCCAGACUGCAUGGCGUGUCCAGGAGGAGCUGCGACACCAUGCAAUAGGAGAGGACGCUGCUCCCAGGGUAUAAAUGGGGAUGGAACAUGCACUUGUCAGAAAGGGUUUGGUGGGACAGCCUGUGAAAAAUGUGCUGAAGAUAAUUUAUUUGGUCCUCACUGCACAUCAGUUUGUGACUGCGUUCAUGGAAUAUGCAACAGUGGAAUUACAGGGGAUGGAAGAUGCACUUGCUUGUCUGGAUACAAAGGGCUCAGCUGUGAUCAGCCAAUAGCUGAAUGCGAGGACUUGCAGUGCCCUGCAAACUCCAGAUGUACUACCUCAGGCGAGGAUGGAAGACAACUGCAAUGCACGUGUCUGCCCAACUACCAUGGCGAUGGUACACAAUGUGAACCUAUCAACCCAUGCUCUGAAACAGUCUGCGAUCCUAAUGCCAACUGCAUUUACCUCGGACCAAAUCAGCACAAAUGUACGUGUCGAGAAGGUUACAGAGGGGAUGGUCAAGUCUGCUUACCCAUAGACCCUUGCCAAGCAACAUACGGGAAUUGCCCUGCACAGUCCACCCUUUGCAUAUAUGACGGUCCAGGAAAGUCCCACUGUGAAUGCAAGGAGCAUUACACAAACUUUGUACCUGGGAAAGGAUGCAGCAUGACAGACAUCUGUGAAACAAACAACACCUGCCAUAAAAAAGCUAAAUGCUCAAUGGUUGCACCUGGACAGAUUAUGUGUACAUGUCAAGGAGGCUCCGUGGGAAAUGGGUUUGUGUGCUAUGGAAACAUCAUGGAACGCCUCCGAGACCUGAAUGCCGAAGUGGGAGGACGGUGGCAAGGCAAGCUGACAUCUGCCUUAUCACUUAUGGAAAAUGUCUAUGAAUGGCCACUGAGUACUCUGGGACCAUUUACCGCCCUUGUACCGACAAACAAGGGGUUCAAAGGUACAAAUAUAAAAGAUCUUCUGAAUAAUAAACAGAAAGCACAGUACUUUGUGAAACUCCAUAUAAUUGCUGGUCAGUUGAAUACCAGUAGCUUGACUAAUACUAAUGUAAUAUAUACUUUGACUGGCAAGACAGGAGAAAUAUCAAAGGGAGAAAAGGAUAAUCAAUUAAGAAUUAGAAUCCAAGGAGGAAGGAGGAAAGGAAAACUUUUGCAGGGAAAUAUUAUUGCUUCCAAUGGGAUUUUACACAUUAUUGACAAACCCAUGGACAAUGUGGAGCCAACAUUUGAAAGCAGCAAAGAGGAAACUAUAAUGUCAAUACUUCAAGGUAAUGGAAGAUACAGCCAAUUUACAUCUUUGAUAGAGAAAACUGGCCUGGGAAUGGAUUUAGAGCAGGACAACAGACCUUACACAGUCUUUCUUCCAAGUAACGAGGCUUUGAGUAAUAUGAAAGCUGAGGCUCUGGAUUACCUGCUUUCUGCAGAGGGUUCAUGGAAGUUGCUGGAGCUGGUCCGAUACCACAUUGUUUCCAAUACUGAGCUAGAGGUUGCCAGCCUCGUCUCAAUAGAGCGCAUCAGAAGCAUGGCGAAGCAGUUCAUUUACUUCAACAGGACCAGUACUGGACAAGUCUUGGUGAGUGGAGAAGAAAUGGAAGAAACAGAUAUCGUUGCAAAAAAUGGUCGCAUAUAUACUCUUGCAGGAGUCCUUAUCCCACCCACAAUUGUUCCGAUUCUACCACAUCGGUGUGAUGAGACAAGAAGUCAAGUCACAAUGGAACCAAAGUGUUGCAAAGGCUUCUUUGGCCCUGAUUGCAGCCCGUGUCCAGGAGGUUUCUCCAAACCCUGCUCAGGAAACGGGCAGUGCAUGGAUGGCCUGGAUGGAAAUGGGACCUGCAUUUGUGCUGAGGCAUUUCAAGGCUCGCGCUGUCAGUUCUGCUCAGAUCCUGGCAAAUAUGGACCUCAGUGUGACAAAGAGUGUCUCUGCAUUUAUGGGAAGUGUGACAACCGCAUAGACAGUGAUGGGAUCUGUCUUCCUGGAUCAUGCAGAAGUGGAUAUACAGGGAAACUCUGUGAUAAGCUGAUUGUUCCCUGUGAGCCCUCCCUACAGCUCUGCCAUGCACAUGCAGACUGUCAGCUUAGCGAUGGUGCAGUGAGCUGUGUUUGCAAACCUGGCUAUGAAGGAGAUGGCAUGAGCUGCAGCAAAGUUGAUCCUUGUGCUGCUUUAAACCCCGGUGGCUGCAAUAUCAAUGCCGAGUGCAUUCAGACGGGCCCAGGAGAUCACACAUGCAUUUGCCAGGCAGGAUGGACAGGAGAUGGAAGAGACUGCUCAGCCAUCAACAACUGCCUGCUGCCCGCCGUGGCAGGGUGCCAUGAAAAUGCCACCUGCAUAUACAUUGGGCCAGGUCAGAAUGACUGCAAGUGUAAGGAUGGAUUUCGGGGAAAUGGAAUUGAAUGCACACCCAUAAACUCAUGCCUGGAACAAAAUGGAAAAUGCCAUCAUCUGGCAACUUGUCAGUUUGAGUCUUCUCAUGGCUGGGAGUGCGUGUGCCCAAAGGGCUAUGAAGGAGAUGGUAGAAUAUGCUAUGGAAAUGCUGCAGAUGAGUUAUCUACUCUAUCAGAAGCAGCUGCAUUUAACCAAUGGGUUGAUGAGGCUGAGAUAAACUCAGUGUUGUCCACCACCUCAAACCUAACUGUCCUCGUGCCUUCUCUCCAAGCAAUUGAAAACAUGGAUGAAGAUGAGAAAGACUUUUGGAUGUCAAAGAGUAACAUCCCAACUCUACUGAAAUAUCAUGUAUUGACAGGAGCUUACAGCUUUGCUGAUUUCCAGAAUUUAUCGUCCUCGGACAUGCUGCCAACAUCUCUAAAGAGCAACUUCCUACACUUGUCCAAAGAAAAUGGGAACCUCACCCUCGAGGGCGCUCACAUUGUGGCUGGUGAUAUCACAUCCACGAAUGGGAUCAUACACGUGAUUGAUAAGGUUCUGACCCCCCUCCGCAGCACUGUCAUGCCGAGGUUGCUGGCCCGCCUGGAGCAAAUGCCUGAUUACUCCAUUUUCAGGGGCUACAUUAUUCAAUACAGCCUGGCAAAUGAAAUAGAAGCUGCAAACACAUACACAGUCUUUGCCCCAAAUAACGAUGCCAUAGAAAAUUACCUAAGGGAUAAAAAGUCUACUACUCUGGAUGAAGACCAAAUCCGCUAUCACAUUAUGCUGGAUGAGAAGCUCCUGAAGAACAACCUGCACAACGGCAUGCACAAGGAGACCAUGCUAGGGUUCUCCUACCAGGUUGGGUUCUUCCUCCACGAUGGCCAGCUAUUCAUAAAUGAUGCGCCUAUAAGCUACACAAAUGUUGCAACAGACAAAGGAAUUAUUCAUGGAUUGGGAAAGGUCCUGGAAAUCCAGAAGAACAGAUGUGACAUCAAUGAUACCGUGAUCAUCGCAGGGGAGAAGAAAUACUGUGUCCUCUCAGAAAACAACAUGAGAACGUACACCAUCCAGCUCAGGUGCCAGACAAAGUGUGCUAAAACUGUCAUUACGAGAGAGUGCUGCGCGGGUUUCUUCGGGCAGCAGUGCCAGCCCUGCCCAGGGAAAGCAGGGAACGCCUGCUUCGGAAACGGCGUCUGCCUGGAUGGCAUCAACGGCACAGGCACCUGCGAGUGCGGAGAGGGCUUUGUCGGUACAGCCUGCGAAAGCUGCAUUGAAGGCAAAUACGGCCGCAACUGCGAUCAAGUGUGUGCUUGUGUCCAUGGGAAAUGCAGCAGUGGGAUCGAUGGGGAUGGCUCCUGUGAAUGUGAUGCUGGCUGGAGAGGGGUGACGUGCGAGACCGAAAUCAAAGACGAUGCAUGUAACGCCUCAUGCCAUACCAGUGCUAACUGCCUUCUCCUAUCAAAUGGCACUGCCUAUUGCAAGUGUGCAGCUGGGUUUGAGGGGAACGGGACGUUCUGCACAGCUAUUGAUGCUUGCAAGACCAGCAACGGUGGCUGUUCUGACAAGGCAGAGUGCAGAAGAACAACGCCUGGCAAUAGAGCAUGCGUCUGCAAUGCUGGGUACACAGGAGAUGGAAUAGUCUGCAUUGAAAUCAACCCUUGUCUGGAAAGCAACGGUGGGUGUGACAGAAAUGCAGAAUGCACACAGACUGGACCCAAUCAAGCAGUAUGUAAUUGCUUGAAGGGAUACUCUGGAGAUGGCAAAAAAUGCACGUAUAUCAGUCUGUGUUCACAAAAUAAUGGAGGCUGCAGUGAAUUUGCCAUCUGUAAUGACACCGAGCUGACAGAAAGGACCUGCACCUGCAAACGUAACUAUGUUGGGGAUGGAUUUAAGUGCCGAGGCAAUAUCUUCCAGGAGCUUCUCAGGGACUCUAACACAUCUAGGUUUUAUUUCUACUUAGAGGCCUCGUCUGUCAGAGAUAUUGCAGGCCCUGGACCUUUCACUCUGUUUGUACCUCACACAGACAUACUAAACAGAGACCCACGAGUCAAGGACUGGAUUGCCAGUGGAACAAUGGCUCAAGUCCUCCGGUACCAUAUGGUGGGUUGUGCCAGUCUGUUGUACAGCGACCUGACGACAAUCUCCAACAUCACCUCUCUCCAAGGGGACCCAAUACACAUCAACUACUCUCAGAAUUCGCUGGUUUUGAACAACAAAGCUGAAAUUAUACUCAGUGAUGCUGUUGGCACAAAUGGCGUGAUCCAUGUCAUAAACCAAAUUCUGGUCCCAUCACAUAUGCAGGAUUUGCCCCUUAAGAAGGAAAGCCUUAAAAUUGUUGCAGCCAAACAUGGAUACAUCCUGUUCAGCAGUUUGCUAGAGAAAAACAACCUGCUUGGGCUGAUCAACGAUCCUAUUCACAAACCCGUCACACUCUUCUGGCCCACAGACGCAGCUAUCCGUGGGCUGCCACAGGAGCAGCAGGACUUCCUCUUCAAGAAAUCCAACACAGACAAACUGGUGCAGUACCUCAAAUUCCACAUCGUCCGUGACGCUGCGGUGUUGGCCUACCAGCUACCCACAUCCACCUCAAUGAAGACCCUGCAAGGCUCCAACCUCAGCAUUAGUUGUGGGGAUAACAGGGAGAUUGGGGCGCUUUUCCUGAACGACAGACAGUGUAAGAUAGUGCAGCGGCAGCUGGAGUUUGAUGGGGGCAUCGCCUACGGCAUCGACUGCCUGCUGACGGACCCCAGCCUGGGGGGACGCUGUGACAGCUUCUUCACCAUGGAUUUCAUGGGUCAUUGUGUUAGCUGCUUCCGUAAUUCUAAAUGCCCGCCAGGAACAAAACCAAAGGAAGGGAUCCAGUGGUGCACAUACGAGUCCUACGGGCUGCGGCGGGACGGCUGCCGUAGGAACUGCUCCAUGGUCAUCCACACAGCCAAGUGCUGCAAAGGCUACUUCGGGCCAGACUGCCAAGCUUGUCCAGGGGGCCCAGAGACCCCGUGCAAUAACCACGGCUCCUGCGAUGACGGGUACACCGGGACAGGAGAGUGCCACUGCAACAGCGGCUUCAACGGGACGUCAUGCGAGCUGUGCUUGCCAGGCAGAUACGGUUCCAGCUGCAGGCCCUGUGAAUGCAAGACCAACGGACAGUGCGAUGAAGGAUAUUCAGGAACGGGACGAUGUUUCUGUGAAACAGGAUGGACUGGCCGGCUGUGUGAAACCAAGCUAGCUCUGCAGCCAGUGUGUUCCCCGAGCUGCUCUGCCAACGCCAUCUGCAUGGAGAACAACACAUGUCAGUGCAAGCCAUUUUACAACGGGGAUGGGAUCACAUGCACAGCUGCAGACCUUUGCAAACAAAACAACGGUGGGUGCCACAAGGCAGCCGAAUGCACACAACUCGGGGUGAAAGUCUUCUGUAGCUGCCAGAAAGGAUACAAGGGAGAUGGCUUUACAUGCCUUCCAAUAAAUCCUUGCGCCGAUGGGUUCAACGGAGGCUGCCAUGAGCACGCCAUUUGCACUGUCAUAGGCCCUGACAAACGCAAGUGUGAAUGUAAAAAUAACUACAUUGGUGAUGGGCUGAACUGCUCGGUGAUGCAGCUUCCUCUCGACCGCUGCUUGCAAGACAACGGGCAGUGCCAUGCCGACGCUGACUGUGCCGAUCUCCACUUCCAAGAUACCACGGUUGGGGUUUUCCACUUACGGUCCCCACAAGGACAGUACAAAAUGACUUAUGAGAAGGCAAAGGAGGCCUGUGCCAACGAGUCAGCCACCGUCGCCACGUAUAACCAGCUGCUGUAUGCACAGAAGGCAAGGUACCACCUGUGUGCUGCCGGCUGGCUAGAUGGCGAAAGAGUGGGCUACCCAACCGCAUUCUCCUCCCCAAACUGCGGCUCUGGGUAUGUCGGCAUUGUGGACUAUGGGAGAAGAGUCAACCUGAGUGAAACCUGGGAUGUCUUCUGCUACAGAGAGAAAGAGGUGAACUGCACCUGCAAGCCAGGCUACGUGGGGGACGGCUUCUCCUGCAGCGGGAACUUGCUGCAAGUGCUGAUGUCCUUCCCAACGCUGACAAACUUCUUGUCGGACAUCAUGGCUUACUCCAACAGCUCUAGGAAGGGGAGGCAGUUCCUGCGGUACCUCACGGAUCUGUCAGUGCACGCCACUCUCUUUGCUCCAAAUGAUAGCGGGUUAAGGGAAAACGAGACGCUUUCUGGGCGGGACAUCGAGUACCAUUUAUCUAACACCAGCAUAAUGUUUUAUGAGGACUUGACCAACGGAACCACUCUUCUAACUCAUCUAGGGGAAAAACUCCUCAUUACAAACACCAGGAGCCAGGAACAUCAAAGCAAGAUCAGAUACGUGGAUGGAAGUGCUAUUGUUGAGUGGGAUAUAAUCGCUUCCAAUGGGAUAAUCCACGUUAUUUCAGAGCCUUUAAGGGCUCCACCAGUACCUGCUCCUCUCCACACUGGUACUGGGACCGGAAUAUUCUUUGGCAUCUGCCUGGUUACUGGAAUUGUGGCUUUCAUAGGAUAUUCUUACCUCAGGUUCAGGAAGAGAAACACAGGCUUCCAGCACUUCAAGUCAAAAGACGACACUGACGUAACAUCACUGGACAAGUCACAGCCUUCAAAUAUCACCAACCCCUCAUACGAAAGUUCUUCUGCACCGACUCCACCAGAACCUACUUACGAUCUUUUCUCAGAUUCAGAUGACCAGCAGCUUGUGAUGAGUGGUCCUCAUGAUCAGAAUUAA